ACAAGAAAGGAGGGGAGGAAGCGGGAUGCUUAGAGAUGGAAUGAAGAAUAAGUAAAAGAACAGCAUUUAAAUAAAGGCAGAUAAAUGCUCCAGUCUUGGUGCUGGGAACUUAACACUGGAGGUUCAGUAUUUUCACCUUACUCCACUUUUGAAAUGAAAGACCCGAGACUCAGAAAGGUCAAAGAACAUACUCAAGAUCACACAGCCAGCAACCAUGAUAUCCCAAAAGCCAUUAUUUUCACACUAUUUUCAGGGUGAAGGGGGGGGGAAGGUGUUUAGGUAAAGGGGAAUGGAAAAAUGAACCAACAGACCCUAAUACCCACCGCCCUCUUGAUCCCUCUCCCCGCCCCUUCCUUCCUGUCUCACUAGUUAUUUAAUUUCUACCCACCCCUCCUGUGGCUAUACUUCAGAAACUCUUGUAGCCAGAGAUGGGGACGGAGCCCACAGAGCAGGUUUCCUGGGGCCCCUACUCUGGGAUUGACGAGGAGGAGGCAUAUUCAGCCGAACCGUUGCCCGAGAUCUGCUACAAGGCGGAUGUCCAGGCGUUUAGUCGGGCUUUCCAACCCAGUGUUUCCCUGAUGGUGUCUGCUCUCGGUCUGGCCGGCAAUGGCCUGGUCCUGGCCACCCAUCUGGCGGCCCAGCGCGCUGCCCGCUCGACCACCUCCGCCCACCUGCUCCAGCUGGCUCUGGCCGACUUCCUCUUAGCCCUGACCCUGCCCUUCGCUGCCGUGGGAGCCCUUCAGGGCUGGAGUCUGGGAAGUGCCACCUGCCGCGCCGUAGCCGGCCUCUACUCGGCCUCUUUCCACGCAGGCUUCCUCUUCCUCGCCUGCAUCAGCGCAGAUCGCUACGUGGCCAUCGCGCGGGCGCUGCCGGCCGGGCGGCGGCCUUCCACGCCGGCCCGCGCGCACUUGGUGUCAGCCAUCGUGUGGCUGCUGUCGCUGCUCCUGGCGCUCCCCGCGCUCCUCUUCAGCCGGGACGGGCGCCGGGAAGGCCAGCGGCGCUGCCGCCUCGUCUUCCCCGAAGGCCUCACGCAGACGGUGAAGGGGGCCAGCGCGGUGGCGCAGGUGGCGCUGGGCUUCGCGCUGCCACUCGGCGUCAUGGCAGCCUGUUACGCGCUCCUGGGCCGCACGCUGCUGGCCGCCAGGGGGCCCGAGCGCCGGCGGGCGCUGCGUGUGGUGGUGGCCCUGGUGGCGGCCUUCGUGGUGCUGCAGCUGCCCUACAGCCUCGCCCUGCUGCUGGAUACAGCCGACCUGCUGGCUGCCCGCGAGCGGAGCUGCCCCGCCAGCAAGCGCAAGGAUCUGGCACUGCUGGUCACCGGCGGCUUGGCACUGGCCCGCUGCGGCCUCAAUCCCGUGCUCUAUGCCUUCCUGGGCCUGCGCUUCCGCCAGGACCUGCGCAGGCUGCUAAGGGGUGGGGGCUGCAGCCCAAGGCCUCAGCCCCGCAGCCGCUGUCCCCGCCGGCCCCGCCUCUCUUCCUGCUCCGCUCCCACCGAGACCCACAGUCUCUCCUGGGACAGCUAAGGAGGCUGCGAAUCCAGAGGAGGGGGGGGAGGGGGGGCAGGUAGUGGGUAAGGGGAGUCGAUGUGUGUGGGAGGGGGGUUGGGAGGGGACACGGAGAAAGAGGCCAGGAUCAACAAGGAGGAUGACUUUUGUGCCUUGCCAUAUUAAAUUGAUAACAAGGAAAUGAGAUGCAACCCCAAACAACUGUUACUAUUUUUGAAUCACAGCCUUGGAAGCGAUUUGUAAGCAGGGCCGA
Molecule: messenger RNA, 1755 nt
Organism: Perognathus longimembris pacificus (Pacific pocket mouse)
Lineage: Eukaryota; Metazoa; Chordata; Mammalia; Rodentia; Heteromyidae
Gene: Ccr10
Product: C-C motif chemokine receptor 10
Exons: 2
Coding region: 429-1520 (363 amino acids)
Biological process (GO): chemotaxis; G protein-coupled receptor signaling pathway; immune response
Cellular component (GO): membrane
Molecular function (GO): C-C chemokine receptor activity
Source: RefSeq, a predicted model, not a curated record